This is a messenger RNA of Penicillium roqueforti, 231 nucleotides long. Its product is annotated as NADH:ubiquinone oxidoreductase subunit NDUFA3. The coding region runs from base 1 to 231 and encodes 76 amino acids. Lineage: Eukaryota; Fungi; Ascomycota; Eurotiomycetes; Eurotiales; Aspergillaceae. The transcript is spliced from 2 exons. The record is from RefSeq and is a predicted model, not a curated record.
AUGUCUGCCCCUCUGUUCUGGUCGACCCCCCUCCGCUAUAUCCGCUGGGCUGCGCACGAGAAGCCAGCUAUCCUCGCCGCUCUGUGCAUUGGCGUCAUGGGCCCCAUCUCGCUGGCUACUAUUCCUCCCAUCCGCCACGCCCUCGGUGACGUCGACCCCGAGCCUAUUCCUCUGACAUAUCCCAUUCCGCAGGGUCCGCGGGUGAUCCCCAAGGGCUACGAUGACGAAUAA